AUGGCUCCCGGCAGCCAGCGACGGUCCUAUGCCUCGCUCACCUCCCUCCCCGUACUCUCCCUAAUUCUACCGUUUCUCCUCUUUGUCCUCAGCUUUCCUUCCCCGGCCGCGGCUGCGGGUUCCGCAGUCCUUGGUAUCGAUGUCGGUACAGAGUACCUAAAAGCUACGCUCGUCAAACCCGGAAUUCCACUUGAGAUUGUUCUCACCAAAGAUUCGAAGCGCAAGGAGUCGGCCGCUGUAGCGUUCAAGCCUACCCGCGAGGCCGAUGCCUUGUUCCCCGAGAGAUUCUACGGUGGCGAUGCCUUGGCGCUAGCGGCACGGUAUCCCGAUGAUGUCUACUCGAACCUCAAGACUCUGCUUGGACUUCCUUUCGAUGCGGACAAUAAGUUGAUCAAAAGUUUCCACAACCGCUAUCCUGCCUUGCGCCUGGAAGAAGCGCCCGGAGACCGUGGCACGGUUGGCCUGCGAAGCAACAGACUGGGAGAAACCGAAAGGAAGGAUGCCUUCCUUGUUGAGGAAAUCCUGGCCAUGCAGCUGAAGCAGAUCAAGGCCAAUGCCGACACUCUGGCUGGAAAGGGAUCAGACAUUACGGACGCCGUGAUCACUUACCCGUCGUUCUACACCGCCGCGGAGAAGAGGAGUCUGGAAUUGGCCGCGGAACUGGCAGGUUUGAACGUCGAUGCAUUCAUCAGCGAUAAUCUCGCGGUCGGGUUGAAUUACGCAACCAGCCGCACGUUCCCCAGUGUUUCGGAUGGCCAGAAGCCCGAGUACCACAUUGUCUACGACAUGGGUGCCGGCUCUACAACUGCCAGUGUCCUUCGCUUCCAAAGUCGCUCGGUGAAGGAUGUGGGACGAUUCAAUAAGACCGUCCAGGAAGUCCAGGUUCUCGGAACCGGCUGGGAUAAGACUCUUGGAGGAGAUGCCCUGAACGAUCUGAUUCUUCAGGAUAUGAUCGCCAGCCUCGUCGAGGAAAAGAAGCUCAAGGACCGGGUUUCCCCGGCUGAUGUCCAGGCCCACGGAAAGACCAUGGCGAGACUCUGGAAGGAUGCGGAGAAGGCUCGUCAAGUUCUCAGUGCGAACACUGAGACGGGCGCCUCUUUCGAGAGUCUUUAUGAAGAGGAUCUCAACUUCAAGUACCGUGUCACCCGCGCCAAGUUCGAGGAGCUCGCGGAGCAGCAUAUUGCACGUGUCGGAAAGCCCCUGGAGCAAGCUUUGGAGGCUGCUGGACUGCAGUUGAGCGACAUUGACUCCGUUAUCCUUCACGGUGGCGCCAUCCGCACACCGUUCGUGCAGAAGGAGCUCGAGCGGGUUUGCGGUUCUGCCAACAAGAUUCGCACCAGUGUCAAUGCGGAUGAAGCCGCAGUGUUCGGCGCUGCCUUCAAGGGAGCCGCUCUGAGCCCUAGCUUCCGCGUUAAGGACAUUCGAGCAAGCGAUGCCUCGAGCUACGCUGUCGUACUCAAGUGGGCUUCCGAGUCUAAGGAGAGACAGCAGAAGCUUUUCACUCCCACUUCCCAGGUCGGCCCCGAGAAGCAGGUUACCGUGAAGAACUUGGACGACUUCGAGUUCAGCUUCUACCACCAGAUCCCCGUCGACGGCAAUGUCGUCGAAUCCCCAAUCCUGGGUGUGAAGACACAGAACCUCACUGCCUCUGUUGCUAAAUUGAAGGAAGACUUCGGUUGCACGGCUGCCAACAUCACCACCAAGUUCGCCAUCCGCCUGAGCCCUGUCAACGGACUUCCUGAAGUCGCCAGCGGUACCGUCAGCUGCGAGGUGGAGUCUGCCAAGAAGGGAAGCGUGGUCGAAGGUGUCAAGGGAUUCUUUGGCUUGGGUAACAAGGAUGAACAAGCUCCUCUCGGGGAGGAAGGCGAGCCCAGCGAGUCCAUCACUCUUGAGCCCGAGGAGCCUCAAGCCGCGACGACUUCCUCGGCAGAUGACGCUACCUCCACCACAACUGCCAAGGAGAGCAAGAAGAGCACCCCCGCAACCAAGCUGGAGUCAAUCUCUAUCAGCUUCACCUCAUCUCCCCUGGGAAUCCCCGCCCCCACCGAAGCCGAACUCGCUCGCAUCAAGAGCCGCCUGGCUGCCUUCGACGCCUCGGACCGUGACCGUGCCCUGCGUGAAGAAGCACUCAACGAACUGGAAUCCUUCAUCUACCGUAGCCGCGACCUAGUCGACGACGAGGAAUUCGCCAAGGUAGUGAAGCCCGAGCAGCUGAUCACGCUGCAGGAGCGAGCCUCCGAAGCCAGCGACUGGCUGUACGGCGACGGCGACGACGCAAAGACCGCCGACUUCCGCGCGAAGCUCAAGUCCCUGAAAGAGAUCGUCGACCCAGCCCUCAAGAGAAAGAAGGAGAACGCGGAGCGCCCGGCCCGCGUUGAGCUCAUGCAACAAGUCCUGAAGAACGCCAAGUCCGUCAUGGACGUGAUGGAGCAACAGAUCCAGCAAGACGAGGACCUCUACUCCUCCAGCGUCGCAGCAUCCAGCUCUUCCUCCUCUUCCACAACCGAGUCCUCGACCUCCUCAUCCACCACCACUGAAUCCUCUUCUUCCGUCGACCUCGACGAAGACCCCUACGCCACUACCUCCACCUCAUCCACCACUAAGACCGCCUCGGCCACCACAACCCCCAAGCCCAGCGGUCCCAAAUACUCCAUCUUCCAACCCUACGACCUAACCAGCCUCUCCAAGACCUACGAAUCCACCAACACCUGGUUCGAAACCCAGCUCGCUCUCCAGGAGCAGCUCACCGUGACCGAUGACCCGGCCCUCCCCGUCGCCGAACUCGACACCCGUCUCAAGGAGCUCGAGCGCGUCCUGAACCGCAUCUACGAUAAGAUGGGCGCGGCGGCAGCCAAGUCCGGAAAGGAGCAGAGCAAGAAAAACAACAACAACGGCAAGUCGUCGAAGAAGGAGAAGGCCAAGGCGCAAGAGGAGCAGAAGAAGUCUGCUAAGGAAGAAGAGCAGAAGGAAGAUAAGAAGGCUAACCGCAAGGAUGAGCUGUAA
Aspergillus tubingensis is the source of this 3003-nucleotide messenger RNA. RefSeq names its product Hsp70 family protein. Lineage: Eukaryota; Fungi; Ascomycota; Eurotiomycetes; Eurotiales; Aspergillaceae. Gene Ontology annotation, biological process: cellular response to hypoxia; endoplasmic reticulum unfolded protein response; negative regulation of hypoxia-induced intrinsic apoptotic signaling pathway. Gene Ontology annotation, cellular component: endoplasmic reticulum chaperone complex. Gene Ontology annotation, molecular function: ATP binding; ATP-dependent protein folding chaperone. The transcript has a single exon. Bases 1 to 3003 code for a protein of 1000 amino acids. The record is from RefSeq and is a predicted model, not a curated record.